This is a messenger RNA of Lachnellula hyalina, 4494 nucleotides long. Its product is annotated as Phospholipid-transporting ATPase. The transcript has 3 exons. Gene Ontology annotation, biological process: phospholipid translocation. Gene Ontology annotation, molecular function: magnesium ion binding; ATPase-coupled intramembrane lipid carrier activity; ATP hydrolysis activity. The record is from RefSeq and is a predicted model, not a curated record. Lineage: Eukaryota; Fungi; Ascomycota; Leotiomycetes; Helotiales; Lachnaceae. Bases 1 to 4494 code for a protein of 1497 amino acids. Gene Ontology annotation, cellular component: plasma membrane.
AUGACUCUCUCGCCGUUUGAAGAGCCGGAGCCCGAAGAGGCUCCACUGCCAACGAAGCGAUUGCGAUGGGCAACACAAAGGGUAACAGGGAAAAAGGGAAACAAAAAGCGCAUGUCAAUUAUCGAUCGUUUAGCUGCUCGUCGACCGUCCCAAAAUGAAAAAAACCGGAAUUCUGGUGGAGCUGAUUCAAUGGCGCCAUCAGAACUAGGCGGUAUUCAAGAGGAACCGGGAGAGGAUAUUGGAGACGAGGGAGAGCACGACCGAGACGGACAAGGCCCGAGAAAGAUCUUUUUCAAUCUCCCAUUACCACCGGAAGCCGUGGAUGAAGAGGGCCUUCCCAUCAAACACUAUCGGAGGAACAAGAUCAGAACAGCCAAGUACACCCCGAUAAGUUUUGUACCGAAGAACAUUUGGUAUCAGUUUCACAAUAUUGCCAACGUGUACUUCUUGCUUCUUAUUGUCCUUGCCUUCUUCAGUAUCUUCGGCGCAUCGAAUCCAGGCUUAAACGCGGUCCCACUAAUAGUCAUUGUCGUUAUAACAGCGAUCAAAGACGCCAUUGAAGAUUAUCGUCGUACUGUUUUAGAUAACGAGCUCAACAAUUCCCCGGUACAUAGACUUAUCGAGUGGAAUAAUGUCAACGUUAGCGAUGACGAUAUUUCAUUAUGGAGGAGGAUUAAGAAGGCUACGAGUCGCUUCAUUGCUACAACUUGGAGAAAGAUAAACAACAAAAAGGUACCCGGCCAGGAACAUGCAGAGCGAGCUAUGGACGAACCCCGGGAAUCCUACGAGACAAGAGCAGCAAGAAGAGCAUCGGCUUUCUCUGUAAACCCCCAAAGAGAGUCUUUUGCCUCGACGCGAGAUGACAUUCAGAUGACCCCAGUUCCUUCUCCACUGCCCCGCCCGGAUGGACUGGAAGUUCCUGACCGUCCGAAAACUGCCUUUUCAUAUGAUGGGGAAGCCCCUGCAGCCAAGCAUUUUGGGAGUUUGAUAAAUCCAAACCUCACCGCGAGUGGAAACGCUCGUUUCCACCAGGACUACUGGAAGAAUGUCCAGGUCGGCGACUUUGUUCGACUCUAUAACGAUGACCAGAUCCCGGCUGACAUUGUCAUUCUAUCGACUUCUGAUCCAGACGGAGCGUGCUACGUCGAAACUAAGAAUUUGGACGGAGAGACGAACUUGAAAGUUAGGCAUGCUCUCCGUUCCGGACGUACGAUUAAACAUGCACGAGAUUGUGAGAAGACGGAAUUCACAAUAGAGAGCGAGCCACCGCAGGCAAACCUCUACCAGUACAGCGCAGUUGCUCGUUGGAAUGAUCAGCCUUCGGGACAGCCGAUGGCCGAACCCAUAUCAAUUAACAACCUAAUCUUGAGAGGCUGCAAUUUAAGGAACACGGACUGGAUCUUGGGAGUGGUAGUCUUCACAGGUUUCGAUACCAAGAUCAUGAUGAAUGCUGGAAUAACCCCUAGCAAGCGCUCUCGUAUCGCCCGCGAGUUGAACUGGAACGUUGUCUACAACUUUGGAUUGCUUGUGGUCAUGUGCCUUGUUUCAGCUGUUAUCGAAGGUGUCAUCUUUGGGCAAGCAGACAACUCUAUAGCUUUCUUUGAAUUUGGUUCGAUUGGUAACACGCCGGGUCUCGAUGGAUUUAUCACCUUCUGGGCCGCCUUGAUUCUCUUUCAAAAUUUGGUCCCUAUCUCCUUGUACAUUUCUCUCGAAAUUGUCAAAACCUGCCAGGCCUUCUUUAUUUAUAGCGACACCGAAAUGUACUACGAGAAAAUCGACUAUCCCUGCACACCGAAAUCCUGGAAUAUCUCCGACGAUCUUGGCCAAAUUGAAUAUAUCUUCUCUGAUAAGACGGGUACCUUGACCCAGAAUGUGAUGGAAUUCAAGAAGGCUACAAUCAAUGGUGUUCCUUAUGGCGAAGCCUACACCGAAGCUCAAGCUGGCAUGCAGAAACGUCAAGGAAUGGACGUGGAAAAGGAGAUUGCAAAGGCGCGUCAAGAGAUCGGGAUUGCUCGGGCGAAAAUGCUGGUUGAGCUCCGGAAGGUUCAUAACAAUCCGUAUCUGCAUGACGAAGACCUGACAUUUGUCGCCCCCGAUUUUGUUACCGACCUUCAAGGCGAGUCGGGCCGUGAACAGCAGCGAGCGAACGAACAAUUCAUGCUAGCUCUUGCACUAUGCCAUACCGUCAUAGCGGAAACAACGCCAGGAGACCCGCCUAAGAUUGAGUUCAAAGCUCAAUCUCCCGACGAAGCUGCACUUGUAGCUACUGCCAGGGAUUGCGGCUACACAGUUCUCGGUAAUUCAGAAGAUGGCAUUCGAUUGAAUAUUCAAGGCGAAGACAGAUCUUAUAAGGUUCUCAAUACGCUCGAAUUUAACUCCACCAGGAAAAGGAUGAGUGCCAUUGUAAGAAUGCCGAAUAACAGGAUUGUUCUCUUCUGUAAAGGUGCCGAUAGUAUAAUUUACUCUCGUCUCAAGAGGGGUGAGCAGCCAGAGCUCCGCCAAACGACAGCUGAGCAUCUCGAGAUGUUUGCGAGAGAAGGCUUACGUACUUUAUGUAUAGCCCAAAAGGUGCUUGACGAAGAGGAAUACCAGCAAUGGAACAGAGAGCACGAGCUUGCAGCAUCAGCCAUCCAAGAUAGAGAAGACAAACUUGAAGCUGCCGCUGAUCUCAUCGAGCGAGAUCUGACACUCCUCGGAGGCACUGCUAUCGAAGAUCGCUUGCAAGAGGGUGUUCCAGACACCAUUGCCCUCCUGGCUGAGGCUGGAAUCAAACUCUGGGUUCUUACUGGAGACAAAGUUGAAACAGCCAUUAACAUCGGCUUUUCUUGCAAUCUGCUCAAUAAUGAUAUGGAGCUUAUCGUGUUCAAGAUUGAGGACGAACAACUGGUCACGGCUGAAAUCGAACUUGAUAAGCACAUGACCGCGUUCGGGAUCACUGGAUCUGAUCAAGAGCUUAAAGCUGCUAGGAAAAGCCAUACCCCGCCCGCGCCUACCCAUGCUGUUAUCAUUGAUGGCGACUCGUUAAAGCUGCUCCUCGACCCGAAAUUACGUCAAAAGUUCUUGCUUCUGUGUAAGAAAUGCAAGUCUGUGUUAUGUUGUCGAGUCAGUCCUGCUCAAAAGGCUGCCGUUGUCCAGAUGGUCAAGAAUGGUCUUGAUGUCAUGACUUUGUCUAUUGGUGAUGGUGCCAAUGAUGUUGCCAUGAUUCAGGAGGCUGAUAUAGGGGUUGGAAUUGCUGGAGAGGAAGGACGCCAGGCUGUUAUGUCAUCUGACUAUGCAAUCGGCCAGUUCAGAUUUCUCCAGAGACUUGUUUUGGUUCACGGACGAUGGUCGUACCGCCGACUUGCCGAAUGUAUUGCAAAUUUCUUUUACAAGAACAUCAUCUGGACCUUUACCAUCUUCUGGUAUCAGAUAUUCUGCAACUUCGACAUGACAUAUCUAUACGACUAUACCUAUAUUCUCCUUUUCAACCUGGCCUUCACAUCCCUACCUAUCAUUUUCAUGGGUGUUCUGGAUCAAGAUGUUAGUGAUAAGGUAUCUCUUGCCGUUCCGCAGCUCUAUCGACGUGGCAUAGAGCGGCUGGAGUGGACCCAAAAGAAGUUCUGGCUUUACAUGCUUGAUGGCUUUUACCAAUCCGUCAUCUGCUUCUUCAUGGCCUGGCUCCUGUUUCGUGGUGCAAACUUUGUCACCGAUAACGGACUAAACAUUGACGACCGGGAACGAUUUGGUGUCUAUAUUGCUCCAGCCACAGUCAUUGCUAUCAAUGUCUACAUCUUGCUCAAUACUUAUCGAUGGGAUUGGCUCAUGGUUCUUCUCGUCGCCAUAAGUAUCUUGCUUGUGUGGUUUUGGACGGGGGUUUAUUCAGCCUUCACCUCCUCUGAAUAUUUCUACAAAGCAGCCCCUCAAGCAUUUGGUCAAGCGUCAUUCUGGGCGUUAACUGCGCUCUCCAUUAUAAUGUCUUUGCUCCCCCGCUUCUGCAUCAAGGUGAUUCAGAAAGUUUACUUCCCAUACGACGUUGACAUUGUCCGCGAACAAGUCAGAUUGGGCAAAUACGACUAUCUCGACAAGCCUGAGAUAAACGAUGAUACCCAGUCGAAUGGUUCUUCUACAUCCUCUUCGGACAUGCCUAAGCCGAGUAAGCACACCUACUAUCCGAGCUUUGAUGAAGACCAACGGCCCAUUUACCCUCCUUCAGUUGCUCCCACCACCACCACACACAAUAACCGAAGCCAAAACGGCAGCGACGGAACCGAAUUUACCCGCCAUCGGCAGUCACUCGAUCUUCGCGGCGAGCCCGCUGCCGUUCGUUCCUCAAUGGACGAUCGACCAAGACCAUCCUUCGAUCGACUUCGUCAAUCAAUGGACCGCAUUCGCCCUUCUUUCGAGGCCAACAAUGACUUUACAUCUGCAGCAAUGUUGACGCGUUUGGAAUCAUCCCAUAAUAUUGGUCUUGCACAAAGCACCAGCAGAGGACACAAUGUCUCAAACGAAUUCUGA